Callithrix jacchus (white-tufted-ear marmoset) is the source of this 1594-nucleotide messenger RNA. RefSeq names its product 2'-deoxynucleoside 5'-phosphate N-hydrolase 1 (gene DNPH1). Gene Ontology annotation, cellular component: nucleus. The record is from RefSeq and is a predicted model, not a curated record. Gene Ontology annotation, biological process: deoxyribonucleoside monophosphate catabolic process. Lineage: Eukaryota; Metazoa; Chordata; Mammalia; Primates; Cebidae. Gene Ontology annotation, molecular function: 5-hydroxymethyl-dUMP N-hydrolase activity.
AUGCAGCUGGGAAAGACGGCGGGGCAGGGAGGAGGUGUUAGAAGCGGGUGAGGAGGGGAAGCCCUAGAGUUCUGCCUGGACAAGGUCAGUUUAAGGUGCGUGUUAGGCAUCCGAACGUCAAGUUCUGGAGGGGUGCUCUCCCGAGAGGGUCCCGGCUGGAUCUUCCCCGUUCGCCGUCCCCAAUCCACAGGUGUGGACUCAGCAGCCCCGCUCUGCGCUGGGCGGGGCGGGGUCACGUGGCCGCGGGCUGGCGCCCCCUGGCGCGGAAGAGCGGGGGCGAAUGGGGAAUGGCUGCUGCCGGGGCGCGGGGGAUCGGCGAACACGGGGAGCUGGGGGAGCCCGGCCGCCCGGCCCUGUACUUCUGCGGGAGCAUCCGCGGCGGACGCGAGGACCGGGCUCUAUAUGAGCGGAUCGUGACUCGGCUGCGGCGAUUCGGGACUGUGCUCACCGAGCACGUGGCGGCCGCCGAGCUGGGCCAGCGUGGGGAAGAGGCUGCUGGGGAUGACAGGCUCAUCCAUGAGCAGGACUUGGCGUGGCUGCAGCAGGCGGACAGGGUCGUCGCAGAAGUGACACAGCCAUCCUUGGGUGUUGGCUAUGAGCUGGGCCGGGCUGUGGCCCUCAACAAGCGGAUCCUGUGCCUGUUCCGCCCACAGUUCGGUAGAGACAGGGUCUCUCUCUGUCACCCACGCUGGAGUACAGUGGCACAAUCAAGGCUCACCACGGCCAUGGCUCACCGCAGCCUCGAUCUCCCAGACUCAAGGCAUCCUCCCACCUCAGCCUCCUGAGCAGCUAGGACUACAAGUGUGCACUCCCAUGCCUGGAGUCUCACUCUUGCUCAGGCUGGAGUACAGUGGCACCAUCUCUUACUGCAAUCUCCACCUCGUGGGUUCAAGUGAUUCUCCUGCGUCAGCCUCCCAAGUAGCUGGGACUACUAGUAUGUGCCACCAUGCCCUGCUAAUUUUAUAUUUUAGUCGAGACGGGGAUUCACCAUGUUGGCCAGGCUGGUCACAAACUCCUGACCUCAAGUGAUCCGCCCACCUCGGCCUCCCAAAGUGCUGGGAUUAUAGGCAUGAGCCACUAUGCCUACCUGGCCACUAUUAAGUUUCUCAUACUUCACUGUUCUUAUCUGUCAAAUGAGAUAAAAUAAUAUUUAUAGGAUUGUUGUAAAGAUUAAAUGAUUUUUUUUCCUUUUUGAGACAGAGUCCUGCUCCAUUGCCCAGGCUGGAGUACAGUGGCACAAUCUUGGCUCACUGUAAUCUCUACCUCCUGAGUUGAAGCGAUUCUUAUGCCUCAGCCUCCUAAGUAGCUGGGAUUACAGGCAUGUGCCAUCAGGCCCAACUAAUUUUUAUAUUUUUAGUAGACACGGGGUUUUGCCAUGUUGGCCAGGCUGGUCUCAAACUGCUGGCCUCAAGUGAUCCACCUGCCUCGGCAUGCCAGAGUGCUGGGAUUAUAGAUACGAGCCACUGUGCCCAGCUGAAUUAAAUGAUUUAAUCAUACAAACUCUUAGAAUAGGGCAAAUGGUCAAUACUCCUGUCUUAUCUUUACCUUCUGUCUAUCUGCUCUGUCAGGACAUAAAACCCAGAUGGAAAUGUCA